This is a messenger RNA of Arabis nemorensis, 645 nucleotides long. Lineage: Eukaryota; Viridiplantae; Streptophyta; Magnoliopsida; Brassicales; Brassicaceae. The record is from the annotation of a GenBank genome assembly.
AUGGAUGCUACCGCCCUAAGCUCUGCCGCAACCGUCGUCUCCUCCACAUCCUCAUCGCUCCCAAUCUUCUCUCCGAAGAAGAGAACAGACUCCUUUUCUCCGAGAAUCGUCCGGCUUUCCAAGAAGGAUGAUACAGAUCAUGAUCCGCAAUCCGAAUCGAACUCAUCGAGCCUCGUGCCUAUGUUCCGAAAUCGAACUCUCUCGAAUGACGAAGCCAUGGGAUUGGUGUUGAGCGCUGCAUCGGUCAGAGGCUGGACGACCGGUUCCGGUAUGGAAGGACCGUCUCUUCCGGCAAAGUCCGAUAAGGAGACUGUAUCAACAUUUCCAUGGUCACUAUUCACGAAAUCGCCUCGUAGGCGUAUGCGUGUUGCCUUCACUUGCAACGUCUGUGGCCAGAGAACGACUCGAGCCAUUAACGCUCAUGCUUACACUGACGGUACUGUCUUCGUCCAGUGCUGCGGAUGCAAUGUGUUCCAUAAGCUGGUGGAUAAUCUCAAUUUGUUUCAUGAGGUCAAGUAUUAUGUGAGCUCGAGCUUCGAUUACAGAGAUGCUAAGUGGGAUGUUGGAGGAUUCAAUCUCUUCGACGACAUGAAUGAGGAGGAUGAUAAUGAUGUCGGUGACGGCAAAAACCUCUUCCCUUUGUAA